AUGACUGCCUCCACACAUGUUGGCGGCACUUGUGCCGUUCUCACUUGUGAAAAGAUCAUUUUGCUCAGCUCCAGACAUUACUGUGAUGAGCAUUCCGCAUUAGAGCCAACUGUGGCCAACAGAGAUCCCUCUGCUACGAAUAUGGCCAAGGGCUUUCGACCCUCCAACCGGACUUUUGUUGCUAAAAGAGGUCGAGGCAAAUUCAUGUUUACACCCUCGCGGCACUUUCCUAGGCAAGAUCCACCAUCUCAAGAUGCCUCUAGUCCGGAUACUAGCGCUCCCGUAACACAGUCUUCGAAAGCAAACGAACAAGAGGCCCCUCCUUGGUAUUUGGUACGAGAUAAAUCAAUUGAUACAAAUGACAGGAGCCACCAUCUCCGGCAAGAGAAGAACGGAGCCAGCCACGUUGGACCAACGCCCAACUCGGCGCAGAUCAAGGUAACCCAAGAUGUAGCGAAAGCUGACAAGGGCCCUUCUGCUGGCCAGGUAAAGUCACAUACUAUACCGAACACGAAGACGCGGUCGGGAAUGGAGUUGCAAGCCGAGACAGAGAAGGCGAUAAAUGAGCUACUCGGCCCCGUUUUUUUGCGGCAAAAACGGACUUAUUCUUCAAAUAUUGGAUCGGAAACGCUUCCCACAGAGGAUCUCAAGAUGGACGCGCAUCAGAAUGGGCAAACUGUCCAUGCAACUAACAGCCAACACUUGGCUGGGACGGCGCAAGCAACUUCUGAGGGGGCUCCUUCAAACGAAGGGUUAAAGAAGGCCGAGCCUUCCCCAGGCCUUCGCUCUCAACCGCGCGUUCCUUCCACCACUCCUGUGAAUCACAUGCAAUUUAUUUCUGAAGAUGGUGUCAAAUUUAAGUCUUCUCCUCGGACAACCAAGCCAAAGAAAGACAAUAUACAGAAACAUUCGGAGCAUCAUUAUCCAGAAACACGAACGAGUUCGAUGGCGAAGCUCUCAUCAACUCCCACUAAGGGCUCGGCUCCUCUGACAAGUAAAGGGCUCCCAGUCAGGAAACGUCAUUUUCAAGAUUCCCUACCUGAAGUAGGCGCCGAAGUCGAUGAUGAGGUGAAUAUGGCCGAUGUUAGUGACAUUGACGAGGAACCAAAGCCGGCCAAACCCCUCCCACUAUCCUUCCGUGCCAAAGCAGAAGCUCGCAAAAAGAGGCUUUUGGUCGAGUUCGAUUCCGAGGCAUUCGAUUCACUCAUAUAUCGACAGUCUAGUCAGCAACCACCCCCGUAUGUUACUGUAUCUUCGCGUAUCGUCAAGUACAACCCAGUUUUCGGCGACCAAAAGCCACUCUAUCUUCCGGUGAAUCCAGCAAUCCAUCACAUGCAUAAGCGAUCCCGUGCUUGGUAUAAAAAGAAAUGCGACGAAAUCAGACGGCGUCCAAAACGCAAAGAAUGGUUUGGCAAGGUCGUGGAGAGACAACGCUGGUUACAGGCUCUGGAGAUGAAACAGCAGGAGAAAAUCAAACAAGCUCAACAGGAUGGGACUACUCCCCCUUACAGACCACCAGAGCCGCGGGGUGUCAAGCGUAUUCUUGACUUUGGGGACUUGCCCGAGGAGGAACUGCCUGAAUAUGUGCGGAGUAAUCCUGCUUGGUUGAAAGCCUGCGCUUGGUUCAGAGAAUGUGAGGAUAAAGCGACUGCACGCCAGCGACAUGUCAACAACAAAACGAAAGAGACAGAGAGUUACUUUCAGAGCUUGAACGCUUGA
Messenger RNA from Fusarium redolens, 1719 nucleotides. RefSeq lists its product as uncharacterized. The transcript has a single exon. The record is from RefSeq and is a predicted model, not a curated record. The coding region runs from base 1 to 1719 and encodes 572 amino acids. NCBI's taxonomy places the organism in Eukaryota, Fungi, Ascomycota, Sordariomycetes, Hypocreales, Nectriaceae.